UCGACGUCCUUUCAUCACAUGUACGAAAUUUUGUACAUGGACUUUCUGUCAUGCUUUGUGGUAAAAAUUGUGAAAUAACACUUUACGGGAAUGAUAUGAACUUUGAUACUCAUCUCAUGGUUUAAGUUGAUCCUAAGACAUUCUGUUGAUUUAAUAUAUUUUUAUCAAGGUAUUCACUGGAUCUUUUUCCCGCCCCGAGUUAGUGCGGAAGUCAGAACUGAGUCUAAAUUUAGGGGUGGAGUAAAAACAGAAAAGAAAGCGUCUUCAAAAUGUCAGGAGCAGCAGAACCAGAAACGGCUGCCGAUCGGAAUGUCGAAAUGUGGAAAAUUAAGAAGCUUAUUAAGAGUUUACAAGCAGCAAGGGGGAAUGGUACCAGUAUGAUAUCUCUCAUCAUACCUCCAAAAGACCAGAUUCCAAGGGUAGCCAAAAUGCUGGCGGAUGAAUUCGGAACGGCUUCCAAUAUCAAGAGUCGUGUCAACAGGCUUUCAGUUCUUUCGGCCAUUACGUCUGUACAGCAGCGAUUGAAAUUGUACAACAGAGUACCUCCAAAUGGACUUGUAAUUUACUGUGGGACAAUUGUCACAGACGACGGCAAGGAGAAGAAAGUGAACAUUGAUUUUGAACCCUUCAGGCCUAUCAACACCUCCCUAUACCUAUGUGAUAACAAAUUCCACACAGAGGCACUCACAGCUCUUCUUGCUGACGACAAUAAAUUUGGUUUCAUUGUGAUGGAUGGUAAUGGCGCCCUCUUUGGUACACUGUCGGGCAAUACGCGAGAUGUGUUACAUAAGUUUACCGUAGAUCUACCGAAGAAACACGGUCGUGGUGGUCAGUCGGCUUUACGUUUUGCUCGUCUACGAAUGGAAAAAAGGCAUAACUAUGUACGGAAAGUCGCUGAGACCGCAGUUCAGUUCUAUAUCACUAAUGACAAGCCAAAUAUUUCUGGCCUUAUUUUAGCUGGUUCUGCAGACUUUAAGACGGAACUGAGUCAAUCGGACAUGUUUGAUCCGAGGUUGCAGACAAAGGUGUUGAAACUUGUAGAUGUAUCAUACGGCGGUGAAAAUGGCUUCAAUCAAGCGAUAGAACUGUCAGCUGAAGUGCUUUCCAAUGUCAAGUUUAUUCAAGAAAAGAAAUUGAUAGGUAGAUACUUCGAUGAAAUUUCACAAGAUACCGGCAAAUAUUGUUUCGGUGUUGACGACACAUUGAGGGCGCUUGAAAUGGGCUCUGUAGAAACACUGAUUGUUUGGGAAAAUCUAGACAUUACACGAUACACACUAAAGAACCAUUCAACAGAUGAUGAAAAAGUUCUUCAUCUAAACCCUGACCAAGAAAAGGAUAAAACUCACUUUAUUGACAAAGAUACUGGUGUUGAGUUAGAGUUAUCAGAGGCACAAGCUCUUCUGGAAUGGUUGGCAAACAACUACAAAACAUUUGGAGCUACUCUAGAAAUUAUUACAGAUAGAUCACAAGAAGGCUCACAAUUUUGCCGCGGAUUUGGCGGCAUCGGUGGCAUCCUACGUUAUCGUGUUGACUUCCAAUUAAUGUCCUACGACAACUCGGACCUGGAUGAUUAUGAUGAUGACUAUUAAAUAAAGCAAAGUAAAUAGAGAGUUGAGAAUCGCCAUAUUGGUUGCAUCCUCACAAGGCAAAUGUAUUAAGACCUGGUUGCUGCUAUUAUAUCUUCCAACAUAUGUCACAAACAGUGCUCCAAAAAUAAGUUUCACCUAACAUUCACUGAGUCAGGUUCACUGAUUGAUGGUUCAGAAAAUACAUAAUUUUUUUAAUAUACCACUUCUAGUGAAGUGAAGAAAACAGCCAAGUUAUAGAAUUACAGAUAAUUGAAAGCCAGUUAUAGAUUCCUUCUGGGAGUGAUAUUUUGGCCUACCUGAUGUGUUUUCAUACCAAUUACUCAGUACAUUCCCAAAUACUUGCGGGGAAAAAAUCCUCUGUCGUCAUCUAAUUUUCGAUUAGAAAUAUGUAUGAAAUUAAAUAUGAACGUUUUGGCAAAAUAUUGUGCAUUUGAAUACCAGUGCAACUUGAUUCAGAAAAGGUCCCUCAUUUUUUAUUUAUGCUUAUGAAUUUAUGAUUUCACAUCGCUUUGAAUAUUACAAAUAGAAAUGAUUAAAAUCAUAAAAAGUUUUAUUCUACUGCAUUAUUCAAACUUGAUGAAGCAUUCAGUAAUAUUUUUUUCUUAUCCCUGUAUUAAUCAUGGCCUUACCAGAGAGUUCAGUUUCUUAGAUAAUGUAGGCUUGUGCAAGAUUGUAGCUUGCCUAAUUUUUGGUGAAUAUUUUUCCGUCCUGGCUUUCAGCUUGUUUGAUUCACAAUAAUUAAACCAUGUCAAAUGAUGUUUAUACAUGGAGCUUCCAAAUUUACUGUCAUUGUAUCAACUCUAAAACUCUGUCCACUGUCAUAUUUUCUUUGACAAAAAAACUGUUGUAUGCCCAUAUAUAGUUAUGAUGUGCCUAUAUAUGGUCAUGAUGUGGUGUCAUCAUGACCAUAUUUAGGAUUGUCACAUGUUGUCAAAUAAAAGUUGAUUGUCUGGACAGGACGCUGUAAUCUUCUAUACCUUUGCUGUUUUCUUUACUGCAGAUAUGAUGCCUUCACCAGUGGCAUUUUCUCAAGCUAUCUACAAUGUGUAUCUAUACAGCUUUAUGAAUGGCAGUAUCACAUUUUCACAUUACAGUCACAUGCUCAUAUUUUUCAUGGUUAUUCGCUGCAUCAUAACCAAUCACAAAAUGGAAAACUGAGAAUGUUUAGAUUUUUAGCAGGUAUUUAAGGAUGAAUCUGGGCUCAAAAUUCAGACAUGAACAUGUGAAAAUGGACCUUACAGGCUGAUUUACAUGUGGGCGUGGCACUUACAGGCUGAGAUACAUGUGAGAAUGGCACUACAGGCUGAUAUUUUUGAGGAUGGUGCUUGAAGGGCUGAGGUACAUUUGAGAAUGGCACUUACAGGCUGAGAUGAUAGACACAUAAUAAUUGUUUAUGAGUAUAAGUUGAAAUAUUUUAUGUGGUGAAAGAUAGAUAUAUUCAAUGAGUUUACACCUCAUAGAAUUUAACAUUGCUAUCUUUUACUUUAUGAAAAUUUCUAUCCAAAUAAGAAACAUUCAUUUUUUUUUUAAUUACAGCAUCUAUUGUAUAAAGCUGUCUGUCAUUUUUUGGGUGAAUUUUAUUGUAUUACGCUUUACACUGGCAACAUUAUAUAGAAAUAGAAAAUUCCAUAAAUUAGGCCUACCCAGUUUUGUUUUUUUUUGGUGCACACAGGGUCAAAAUUAAAAAAGAGGUGUGCGGCCAAAAUAAUCAAGCCCUGCGCUUUCAAGCCUUUACAUCAGCACAGUUUAUCAACUACAGUAGAACUUAAAAGGGGACACCAUCAGAACAAAAAGUUUUCCCUUAAUUGGGGUGUCCCCUUAAUAAGGAUGGCCCAAUCAGGGGUUCUAUUGUAGAACUAAAAUUGCAGAGUAAAUAGAAAAUAUAUAUUGAAAAUUUAUGUCGGGCAUGGGAAGUACUGGUUGGAACUUAAUUUAACCUGUCUAAGUGACCUAUAAUUAACCAAUCAAAAAGCAAGUAUCUUAAAGGGUUGAUUAAUUGCAAAUGGAGAAUAAUGCUUGCAAUCGCAUGCACAUAUGUUCAUACUUUACAUGGCCAAAGACUUUUGUGCCUAAAUUGAAUUCUCUAGAAGGCCUCAUUUUUGAGAAUUUUGAAACAUGUAAGCAGAACUGGCACUAAUGGAUUAUUAGGUCUACUGGACAAAAAAAAUGUAAAUGUAUAACAUCAGUAAUCAUAGUAUUAAAAAAAAAACUACUUAAAUUUAACUACAGUAAUUGAAAUAAAAGAUCAAGAAUGAUAUAAUAAAGUCCAUUUGGUAAUUUGACAUAAUAGUUUGUGUAUUAUCACAGCAGCAUCAACAUUUUGCUGUAUUAUUUGUGCUUUAUAUGAAGUAAGGCUUUCGAAGAGGAUCAAAGAUGUACUGCCAAGUAAAUCUGAAAAACUAAAAGGUUUAAAAAAUGAAUUGCUUAUUUUUUUAUAACCUUCAAGUUUUAUAAGCUGUCAACUUUAAUUAAAAUGAAAAAAAAAAUUCCUUUCCAUAUAACAUGCACAUACUGUAAUAGUCAUACAAUUCCUAUAGUCGUACCAUAUACCCUUACAGUUCUACCAAGGAAAUCUAAGCAUUCUCUUGUAAAAUGUCAUUAAAAUCUGAUUCUUCUCCCCCACCCACCUCCUUUUUAUACCCGAUUCACAUGAGAAUAGAUGCUCCCAGUAUAUUUAGUGUAGAUCUAGGGCAUAUCUUCAUGUCUGCAUAUUAAUUGUACCAAAUUAGUUUUUUAGCGAGGCUUUAAUUUUUCAUGUUAAAACGACCAAGGUUUCCAAUAAGAAUAUCUCACAAAAUCCUUGCAACAUUUAGUGUGUGUCCCAUGUAAAUAUUUGUCUCGUGUGAAUUGGGUAUCAUGUACUUUUUUUCGAUGAUCGGUUCAAAUUUUUGUUAGGUCAUUUCCUCACUACUUUUGACCUACUCUAUUUUACUAUUUUUGUGUGCAAGACAAAAUCAUUCCAAAAAGUCGGCGAUGAUUUGUUGAUAAGAUAGUCUAAAGCUUUGUUCACUCUAUCAAAUUUUAUGUGACAAAUAAAUGUGAUAUGCCCAUAUUUGGGUAUAAUAUGACAUUAUCAUGCCCAUUAUGUAUUUGCUGCUUAAAUACAAUUUUCUGUCUAUAAAAUUCUUUCUGAGAAACUUCUGACAAUCAAAUUAUUAUUUUUUCAAUUUGUCCAUUUGUAUCAAAUACAUUUGAAAUACAUUAUUUCAGAUAAAUGUUUAAUAAUCAGUUUGGUAAUUCAUCACAAUUUGUAACACCAACUCCCUGGUAACACUUUCUAAACACCAAUCUAUAGUUGGUUGGCAACAGCAAAGUUAAUUUUAUUAUAUAAAAUAUUUUUUGAGUUAUUUUUAAUCAUGUAUAUUACGGUGAAGCAUGCAAGGUGAAAAAAAGUGAAAAUAUCUAAAUUUAGUUUCAUUUUUGUUGCUUGGACACCAUCUAUUACAGUGAAAUAUAGAUAUUUUAGUACCUUGGUAAAAUUUAUUUAAAAAUAUAAUUAAAAAAAUAUUUUAACUUUUAUAUGUUAAACGGUUAACUGCUGAAAUAAAAGUGAACUUUUUAAUACAAUUACUGUAUUGGUGAACUAAUAUAAGGCAACCCUUAACAUCAAUGGUUUGCUAAGAACUGAGUUUUAUUUUGGUGUGCUGAUUCAUAACAUUUGCAUAUGAUACCAUUUUAAAAAUAGUUACUGUUUAGGUCCUGCAUUUUAACAUGUUGAAUAUAUAAAUGAAGGAAAGUUUGACAUUUCUACAUAAAUACAACGGAGAAAGGUAAAAUAUGCUAGAAUAGAGAAAGGUACCUAAGCAAUAUGUUUUUUUUUUUUUUUAAUCUAACCUUUCCUCCUAUGAAAAUUUAAAUUAUAGAACCUUGAGAAAAACUGCACAAAAGAUGGUCUAUUUAAAUCUGUUUUACCAAAUAUAGUACGUUUUUUAUUAUUAUUUUUUUCUUUUUUGAUAAAUUCACAUUGACCUUGCAUGCCUUACCUUAAGAAGAUUGUUUAUUUUUGGCAGUAACCAUGGCAGUGAGUUCUGUCUGAUUCAUAUGCAUUAUUUAAUAUAUUUCUUUUCUUGCAUAAGAUUAGGAUGAAGAAUGUGAUAUAUUUGAGUAUUUUGGCCUCUUGGAAGCCAGUAUUUUCCAGUCCCUCUAGAUAUUUAUGUGAUGGUUGCUGGAAUAUUAAGUCAAUUGAGAUUUAGAAUAUAUUUCAAACGACUAUUACAUUAGUAUAAUGUACCAUAAAACCUGUUUUCAAGUUAUUGAAACUACAUUAAAACUGAGAGAGUGCAACGAAA
Messenger RNA from Anneissia japonica, 5878 nucleotides. Its product is annotated as eukaryotic peptide chain release factor subunit 1. Gene Ontology annotation, molecular function: sequence-specific mRNA binding; translation release factor activity, codon specific. Gene Ontology annotation, biological process: cytoplasmic translational termination. The transcript is spliced from 11 exons. Lineage: Eukaryota; Metazoa; Echinodermata; Crinoidea; Comatulida; Comatulidae. Gene Ontology annotation, cellular component: translation release factor complex; cytosol. Bases 270 to 1589 code for a protein of 439 amino acids. The record is from RefSeq and is a predicted model, not a curated record.